Molecule: messenger RNA, 2305 nt
Organism: Ipomoea triloba (trilobed morning glory)
Lineage: Eukaryota; Viridiplantae; Streptophyta; Magnoliopsida; Solanales; Convolvulaceae
Product: serine/arginine-rich splicing factor SR34A-like
Exons: 13
Coding region: 908-1729 (273 amino acids)
Cellular component (GO): nucleus; cytoplasm; ribonucleoprotein complex
Molecular function (GO): mRNA binding
Source: RefSeq, a predicted model, not a curated record
UCGAUUAGAAACCCUAGAUUCUGCCCAAAUCCACAUCAAUCAGGAGCACGAGACAGUCCCCGUCAGAGGAGCUCGAACAAAUCUAAUAAUUCUGCUUCGACACCAACCGAAUCUCAGUUUAGUUUACACGAAAUCUGCACAAGGCGGAUGCAUUUGUACAUGGAAAUCUUACUUCAUAUCAUGACGCAGAUGCUUUGUUUAUGAUAGAUUUCGAGCGCAUGGACAAAAAUGAGCUUUGGAAUCAUACAUAGUGAUAUGUGUGCGGGGAGUGGGAGAAUUCAGGGUGGAGUUUUGGGUAUUUAUAUAUACUGAGAGGUUGUUGCACACACUCAGAAGAGCUUGCAUCUGCAAAAAAAAUUUAGGCAGCAUGAGGAAACCAAAUUUUAAUUCAAAUAUUUUUUUAGCUUUGGAGCUCAUGAGCAUGGAGCUUGUGGAGCGCCGCUCAACUCAAGGAUUGCUCUUUCAGUUUGCUCUGGAAUCAUACAUAGGGAUGUGUUUUUGGGGAGGGGGAGUUCAGGGUGGUGUUAUGGGUAUUAAUAUCUACUGGCAUGUUCACACACUCAGAAGAGCUUUUCAUCUGUAAAAAUAUUAGGCAGGAUGAGGAAACCAAAUUUUAAUUCAAAUGUUUUAGCUUUGGAGCAUAUGAGCAUGGAGCUUGUGGAGCGCUGCUCAACUCAAGGAUUGCUCUUUCGGUUUGCUUUAGAGUUUUUCAGAAUUUGCUUUGAACUGAUAUUAUCAAGCCAAAUACAAAAUGAUAAAAUUGAUUGUACAAAUAUAUUAGUUUUUUUUUUGUUUUUUUGUUUUUACUCAAGAGUUCUUACUUUAAGAUGUUAAUUUGUUUUAUGAUUUAAUUUCUAUAUUCAGUGCUGCUGCGAACACAAUUACCGAUUUCCCCCCAUAGUCUACGAUGAGUGGUCGAUUUUCUCGCACAAUCUAUGUGGGAAACCUUCCUGCAGAUAUCAAAGAACGGGAAGUUGAAGAUUUGUUCUAUAAGUAUGGGCGAAUUCUGGAUAUUGAAUUGAAGAUUCCCCCUCGCCCACCAUGCUAUUGUUUUGUUGAGUUUGAGAAUGCUCUAGAUGCAGAAGAUGCUAUCAGGGGCCGAGAUGGCUACAACUUUGAUGGCUGUAGAUUGAGGGUUGAGCUUGCUCAUGGUGGUAGAGGUCCACCAUCUUCAAGUGAUCGUCGUGGUGGUGGUGGCUAUGGUGGUGGUGGUGGUGGGGGUGGGGGUGGUGGCGGAGGUGGAGGGCGUUAUGGCGUUUCUCGUCAUUCUGAGUAUCGGGUUAUUGUGCGUGGUCUUCCGGAUUCUGCUUCCUGGCAAGAUUUGAAAGACCACAUGCGAAAAGCUGGUGAUGUGUGUUUUGCUGAAGUUACCAAUGACAGUGAAGGAACCUUUGGCCUGGUUGAUUAUACAAAUUAUGAGGAUAUGAAAUAUGCUAUUCGGAAACUUGAUGAUAGUGAGUUCAAAAAUCCUUGGACCAGGACUUAUAUCCGGGUGAGAGAAUACAAGCGUGGUUCAUCAAGAAGCCGAAGCCGAAGCAGGAGUCCUAGGCGGAAGAGGAGCAAAUCAGCAGACAGAUCUAGGUCAAGAUCGCCACGUCCACGGUCAAGAUCUGCAUCACCGAUCAAGUCAUCACGACCUAUUUCUAGGUCAAGGUCGAGGUCAAGAUCAGGAUCAAGGCCAAGAUCAGGGUCAGCAUCUCCCCAUCAGGCCCGCGCCAACAGUGGCUAACUCUGUCAAGUACGCACGUCAAUCUACCUCUAGGCUGCUUCGGUGUGGGAAGGACUGCAAACCUCCCAUACUCGGUUUGUCUAGGGCUUAAUCAUAAACUAGUUCUUUAAUAUUCGUUUAAAGCAAAACUCCAUAAACCGGGUAUUUCUAGAUCCUUUGUCCACUGUCUGCAGGUGAACUUAUUUAGUACCUGUUUGUACGUUCAGCAAUCCUUGCUGUUUACUGUGCGGUUGUCGUGUUUGACUGAGUGUUAUCAUUUUCACGUGUUUUGUUUAAAGAAUACCCAUUGAGAACAAAAAUCUUGUUUGAACUAGCGUUGUCGAUAACCCAGCGAUUUAGGGUAGGGUAGUUGGUAUGCGGGUUUACUCUCGCAGUGGUAAGAGUAUCUGAUGUUAUAUGUGAAAGUGAAACCAUUGUUACCUCCAUUAGAAGCUCUUACAGGUUUUGUGGAUACAAUUCUUUCAUGGUGUUGUUGAGUGGGUCCUACGUGAUCUGAGGUAAAAUUUUGAAUGGUUACAAUUUCUUGGGCUGCCUGUAUGAAAAAGACAAGCAAGUAGUGCUCAACUGUUUUGUCAA